CAUUUUCGUUGUUGGUGUUUGUGUUGCACGUUGUGCCGACGUUUUUCGUGUGACAGCCGCGCGUUUUGCCGACGCGUUUUUAAUCGCCCGUAGAAAAGAGUUUGGAGCUAAGCCGUAAGGAUACAGCCAGGAUGUGCUGAGUGGCCAAAGGAAAAUACACCUAGAGAUGCCGCAAAGAACUCCCAGUCCCGCUAACUCUGAUGUUUCGGUGGGUUCGCCCAGUCCACCGCCUCUGAGAUCGUUGAAUAUGAAACGAUUGCGGCUUUUGAGGAGUCCUAUUAGCCUGGAACAUGACCGCCAAAAGUCAUCACCCGUCAGGGUCAAGAGCUUUUCCAUUGCCGAUAUCCUGGGGCGAGGGCAUGAAGAGGAUCGUGUGGAGAAGAAGCCGGAGAGAAUUGCCAUUCCCAAUGCUUUACCAGGAGUACCUGCUCCAUUGGCUCUGAUCAACGAAAGAUUGCAAAUACCCUUGGUGCCGAAUUGCCCUCCGCCGGCUGCACUACAUACAUUUUUAUCGCCCGCUUUGCUCCACAGCUAUGAGCAGCGACUGGCCUGGGACUACCAGCGCCAGCUCCAGGAGCACUUCCAGGCACAGGCGCAACUCCUCCGGCAGAUGACCCUGAAUCCCGCGAUCAUUGCCUCCGAGGACGGCAGUUCAGAGCGUUCCCAGCGAUCAAGCAGCAGCAAUGGCAGCACCGAAUGCUGCAGUCCCACCCAGGCGGAAAAAGUGGAAAAACGUUCCCAAGAGGACAGAAUGGAGGUUCCUAAGAAGUCGCCCGAGGAACAACCAAAGGGGGCCAGCAAAUCAAGUGGAGACACUCCCUUGGAUGCCCUCUUCCAGCUGUCCACCAAAAACUUUGACGAAGAGCAGGAUCCCGCCACGUUGAACAUAUUUGCCACGCGUUCCAAUCCCAAGAAGAAACGCAAGUCCCGCACCGCAUUCACCAACCAGCAGAUCUUCGAGCUGGAGAAGCGCUUCCUCUACCAAAAAUACCUAUCGCCAGCGGAUCGCGACGAAAUCGCCGGCGGCUUGGGCCUCUCCAACGCACAGGUCAUCACUUGGUUCCAAAACCGAAGGGCCAAACUUAAGCGUGACAUGGAGGAGCUGAAGAAGGACGUGCAGUGCGAGAAAAUGUCAGCGAACCAAAGCUUUUUAAAGAACGUUAAUGACUUGACUAUUUUAAAGACCCGACCAGUCAGCAGAUCCCAAUCGCUCGCACCACAACCACCCACAUUACCACCAGCAACACCAGCACUACGCACACAUGCAGAGCAUAGGAUCGGAUAGGGAUAUGGAUAAGGAUAGGUGUCGGGAGAAGGAGAAGGAUAAGGACAAAGAGGAGCUGCGCAUGCUAAAGCUCAUGACCCUGAUGCGCUAUUCCGAUGGCAAGUUGCUAUAUCAGCAGCCACCGGCAUCGUAUUUGCCCAUUCCCCACAGGCAAAACGCUGAUUAGCCUAAUUUGUAAACUAUUGAAAAUAACGCUUUUAAAUGCAUAUAUUUUGCCAAAAAAUAAACCCGCUUAGUUUGAGAAAAAAUGGCGAAGCUCUUUUGGUUAAAUUGAUUCAAGUAUUACACUUCAACUCCUAUGUAUGAAAUUCUGCCUAGAAAAUACAAUUUUUAAAGAUGUGCAUAAUAAAUAAUAAUUCAUGUGCUAAUCUUAAUUUUAACAUAUUUACCGGUAUAUUUUUUCAAUGUGAAGUUUUUACGGAUAAGUUGAUUUCAAUUACGAGUUUAUUCCAUUUGCCCUUUCUAGAAAUCAAUAAAAUUAAAUUAUUCCGUUUCUAAUUUUUAAUGUAAUAUCUGGUUCACUGUAACUAAGAGAGUUAAUAAUCGAACCUAAUAAAUAUUCUUAAAACG
Drosophila melanogaster (fruit fly) is the source of this 1855-nucleotide messenger RNA. It is a transcript of the gene lbl, whose product is annotated as ladybird late. The transcript has 3 exons. Lineage: Eukaryota; Metazoa; Arthropoda; Insecta; Diptera; Drosophilidae. The record is from RefSeq and is marked reviewed. Gene Ontology annotation, molecular function: DNA binding; DNA-binding transcription factor activity, RNA polymerase II-specific. Bases 167 to 1285 code for a protein of 372 amino acids. Gene Ontology annotation, cellular component: nucleus. Gene Ontology annotation, biological process: regulation of DNA-templated transcription; regulation of transcription by RNA polymerase II.